Molecule: messenger RNA, 480 nt
Organism: Saprolegnia diclina VS20
Lineage: Eukaryota; Oomycota; Saprolegniomycetes; Saprolegniales; Saprolegniaceae
Exons: 2
Coding region: 1-480 (159 amino acids)
Source: RefSeq, a predicted model, not a curated record
AUGCACCCCCGAACACCAAAGCGGAAACCUGCCGUCGUCAUGACUCAAGCCGGCUACGCCAACCCCAUCGACAUGACGACCAGCGCCUGGAGCAUCCCCGCGCCCGCGCCCACGGCGCCCAUGCACCCCAAGGUCCAAGCAUGCGCCAACGAGAUGCGUCGUGUGCUCGAGCUCAACAAGGCUUCGGUCGAGAAGACGAUGCGAGGCAACUACGAGAAGCUCCUGCGGUCCAUCGACGCCGAGAUCGAGGAGACGAUCCAGAAGCUCGAGCUCUUCCAGCAGGUCAACAAUGCCAUCUACGAGAAAUGCACCAAGCGAUUGAAGCGCUUGGCUGACGUGGCUGCCGACGAAAUGGAGGAAGUCCAAAAGCUACACACCCAGAUCUUCAAGGAUACCACGCAAGUGUUCGACAAGGCCAAGCAAAAGAGCCUCCGCGACUUCAAGGCCGAAGCCGACAAGAUCCUGCAAACCGUCAAGUAG